Sarcophilus harrisii (Tasmanian devil) is the source of this 6170-nucleotide messenger RNA. It is a transcript of the gene TAP1, whose product is annotated as transporter 1, ATP binding cassette subfamily B member. The record is from RefSeq and is a predicted model, not a curated record. Gene Ontology annotation, biological process: transmembrane transport; peptide transport. Lineage: Eukaryota; Metazoa; Chordata; Mammalia; Dasyuromorphia; Dasyuridae. Gene Ontology annotation, molecular function: ATP hydrolysis activity; ABC-type oligopeptide transporter activity; ATP binding. The transcript is spliced from 11 exons. Gene Ontology annotation, cellular component: membrane. Bases 285 to 2516 code for a protein of 743 amino acids.
CAGACCCAGGUCUGGAAUCUCCCGAGUGGGGCGGUCUUGGCGGGACUGAGCCAAGGAAACGCGGUAGCUUUCGAUUUCUUUUCCUGGAAACCCCUUCACUUCUCGCUACUGGGCAAUCGGGCCGCGGCCCGCCUCUUCUACUUCUAGCCCGCCCCUGUCGUGGCCAUCCAAGGAACCUUUUUGGGUGGGAUAUAGACAUCAGCAUUCCCCGGACCAAGACCGUGAGCCAAAGGGCGGAGAAAUACAGAGGAGUCGGACUCAGGACCCCGGACAGCGCCCCGAGCAUGGCUGACUCGAAGUCUCUCGCAUCUCUCCAACGCCCCCGACCCCCCUCUGGGGGGCUGAAGGCGCUGCUGCUAUUGCUGCUCACAGACUGGGCGCUGCUCCGUCCGGCACUGCCUCGCACCCUGCUCUGGCUCCUGCCCACUGGGCCUCCGCUGCUCCGGGUCUGGGGGGCUGGCUUGGGCCGUUGGGGUCUGUUGUGGCUGGGCUUGCGCUGGACCACCAACAGAGAAAGGGCCGGCGCUAAAAGCUGGAGGAGUGCUCUAGGGCCCCUGGUGGCAGCGCUGGGGUUGACUCUGCCCGGGCUCGCCUCGUUCCGGGCUCUAAUUGGAAGGGACGCUCCAAGUAGCGGAGGUGGGGUCGGGCCGCUGUAUUGGGGGAGCCGACUCGACGCUUUCGCUCUCAGCUAUGCUGCGGCACUGCCGGCGCUCGUCCUAUGGCAGAAACUUGGAAACCUUUGGACGCUGUCCGAUCCCAUGGGUUCGGGGUACAUCAUGCACCGGCUGCUGGGCUUUCUGGGCCCAGAACUGCGACGCUUCCCACUAGUGAUGUUCUUCCUCGUGUUGUCCUGUCUAGGAGAGAUGGCUAUUCCAUUCUUUACUGGUCACCUCACAGACUGGAUCCUGCAGGAUGAAGCAGCUGCUAUCUUCAACCACAAUGUAGUUUUCAUGUCGAUUCUGACACUAAUCAGUGCUUUGUUAGAGUUCUUGGGUGAUGGAAUUUAUAAUUACACUAUGGGCCGAGCCCACAGCAACCUUCAAGGACAAGUGUUCCGGGCUGUGCUGUCCCAGGAGACUGACUUUUUUCAACAAAACCAAACAGGUGCUAUCACGUCUCGGGUGUCAGAGGACACAGCCAUGCUGAGUGAGUCCCUCAGUGAGAAACUAAGCUUGCUCUUGUGGUAUUUAUUUCGAGGACUUUGCCUGUUGGGAUUUAUGAUGUGGGGGUCCUUGACCCUCACUCUGGUCACGUUGAUUGCUUUGCCUGUGCUUUUCUUCUUGCCCAAGGAGCUGGGUAAGUGGCAUCAGUCCCUGGCAGUCCAAGUGCAGACAUCGCUGGCAGAGUCAAGCCAGGUGGCUGUGGAGGCCCUAUCUGCCAUGCCCACUGUGAGAAGCUUUGCCAAUGAGGAAGGAGAAGCACGGAGAUUUGCCCAGGAGCUCCAGAAGACACAAAAACUUAACCAGAAGGAGGCCAUGGCCUAUACUUUCAACAUGUGGACCACCAAUCUCUUAGGACUCUUGCUCAAGGUGGGAAUUCUGUACAUAGGGGGAAAGAUGGUAAUCCAUGGGGAUGUGAGCAGAGGAGACCUUGUCACCUUUGUUCUUUACCAGAUCCAAUUCACCACUGCUGUUGAGGUACUGCUGUCCACAUUUCCUACUGUACAGAAGGCUGUGGGAUCUUCAGAGAAAAUCUUUGAGUACUUAGAGCGGGUACCCCAGUGCCCGUCCAGUGGUUCCCUGGCACCUCUUAGCCUGCAUGGCAUUGUAGAGUUCCAAGAUGUCUUCUUUGCUUACCCCAGCCAACCAGAUGUCUUUGUCCUACAGGGAGUGACAUUCACUCUGCACCCUGGGAAGGUGACAGCGCUUGUGGGGCCUAACGGAGCUGGGAAGAGCUCAGUGGCUGCAUUACUGCAGAAUCUGUAUCAGCCUUCCCAGGGCCAGGUGCUGCUGGAUGGGGAGCCGCUGCCUCAGUAUCAGCACCGGUAUCUGCAUUCACAGGUGGCUGCAGUAGCACAAGAGCCACAGAUGUUUGGACGGAGUCUGUAUGAAAAUAUAGCUUAUGGGCUAAAUCGGAAACCAGAGCUAGAGGAGGUCAUGGAAGCUGCCAGGGAGGCUGGAGCUCACAGUUUCAUCUCUCAGUUGCCCAAAGGCUACUACACAGAGACUGGGGAGUCUGGGAGCCAGCUAUCAGGUGGUCAGCGGCAGGCUGUGGCCCUGGCUCGGGCUCUGAUCCGGAAUCCCCGGGUCCUGAUCUUAGAUGAUGCCACUAGUGCCCUGGACACAGACAACCAGUUAUGGGUGGAGCAUAUUCUGUAUGAGGCCCCCAGGAAGCUCCCUCAGGCCGUGCUCCUCAUCACCCAGCGCCUCAGCUCUGUGGAAAGGGCUGACCAGAUUUUCUUCCUGGAAGAGGGGGUCAUUCAGGAGAGCGGCACCCAUAGACAGCUCAUGGAGCAACGGGGCCGAUAUUGGACCAUGGUGGAGGGCAGAGUGGGGAGCUUAGCUCCUCAGGAAUGAGGGACAUACUUGAAUGGCCAUUGUGAAAGAGCUACAGCUCUUCUCUCACCUACUGAAAGUGUUGUCACUGAGGAAGAAUGUCAGCUUCUUUAUAUCCCAUGAUGUGAUCUAGCAGUUCCACAAAAUUUUUUAUCCCAGAUUUAUAUUCCUCCUAAUUAUUUUCCCACACUCAUUAUGAAUUCCUUUAAUUUAGGGCUUUCUCUUUUAGAUUUUGAAUACUAGUGAACAGAAAAGCAAAGAAGCCUUUAAUGAGAACAGCUUAGAAUUCCUUCAUUUUUUUCAACAAACAUUUAUUAAGCAUCAACUAUAUGUCAACACUGUUUUAGGCACUGGAGAUAUGAAGAUAGAACAAAACAGGUCUUGUCUCAAAGGAUAUUUUGUUUUAUUGCAGCCUAAUUCUAGACUUUGUAGAGCACAGCUAAUCACAGUCGUUAUAGCUCAUAUAUUAGAGCUUUUCAAGGUCUGUAAGUUGAAGGGACAUUGAAAGUGAGGGUGAAAGUUAUUAGAGAGAUUGACUGGGGUAUUUCCAUGUACAAAGUGGUGAUGGGCACUGGAAGAUUCACUUUUUGUUCAGCUGACAUAGAAGUAUUGUGGAAAUGUUUGGUGUUGAGCAUAAACUUAGUAUUUUGCUAAAUUUUGUGUUUCUUUAGUCUUUCAGGCUGCAUGAAAUAGCUCAAUGUUUCUGCAGUUCCUCUCCUAGAUGCCAUGACAGCUAACUUUGGAAUUCCCCAACCCCAGCUUUCCUUGUCUCUGAUCUCCUAAAAGGGUGUGCCCAGAGGUAUUUGGAGUUAGAUGAUUCAGGGGUUCAAUUUUUCAUUUGUCAGUUAUGUAACUUUGGGUCAGUCGCUUCAACCUUUUGAGCCCCUUUCUUCUCUUCCAUUUUCAAUCUAUACUUAUUGUUGUCUUUCUUGCUAUCUAGAAAUAAACCUAGAUGUCCCCCAUCCCUUCACAUCCUGCCAUCCUCUAAAUCUAUACUCCUAUUUCUCUCCUCCAUUUAAUGUCCAAACUCAUAUCCAAAUUCUUCUGAAUUCACUAGCUUCAUUUCUUCCCCUAUCACUCCCUUUUCAGUUUCAUGUCAUUUGGCUUCUUCCCUCCUCUCUCCAUUGUUCAGUUGAAAUUGUUCUCUCCAAGGUUAAAGAAAAUAUUUGAAUGACUAACAUCAGUGAAUUUUUCUCAGUUCUCUUCACCUGCCUUCAAUUUUUUAUAUUGUUGUCAGUUUCUUCCUAGAUAUAUAUUCUCAUCUAUAUGUUCAUGAUAGUACUCUUUCUUAGUUCUCCUAUCUAUCUGGCCACUCGCUCUAACUUUCCUUUGCUCUAUCUCAUCUUGCUCCCCAAGCAUGAGUAUUUCCUCGAUCUCUUCUGAUCUUUUUUUUCUUUUUUUAGAAUUGGGCAUUUCAUCAGCUCCCAUGGGGUUCAGUUCCUUCUUUUCAGAAAACCUCUUCAUUUCUAUGGCCUGUCAUCAUUUCUCUUAUGAGGCGAAAUUCCCAUUUUAAGUGUCUACCCAUCUCCAAUUCCAUGAUCCUUAGGUAUCUCAAAGUCAACAUAUCCAGAAAGUGAACUAAUUGUCUUCCUUUCUUAACCUGUCCCUCUCCCAAACUUUCCUAUUACAUCUGAGGGCUCCAGCACCCUUGUAGUCAUGUAGAGUUUUAACCAAUUUCAUAGUCAUCCAUGAAACUUCAAUCUCAUCUAUUCCAACAAUUGUCAAAGCCUAUUAUUUCUUUCCCUACAUCUCCUUUUCACAUCUUUUCAAGCCAUAAUUCUACUUUUCAUUUUUCUUCACUUUUUCUUGGACUCCUGGGGUAACCAUCUAAAUAAUCUAUCUUUUUCCACUAUUUUGUUUCUACAAUCUAUAUUUCUCACAACUACUAAAAUAAUCUUAAGGCAUACAUUUGACUAUUACCUUUCUUAUGCUGAACCCUGAUCAUAAAAAAAGUAUCCAAUGACACCUUAUUGACUAUAGAAUAAAAUACAACAGUCUUCAUUUGGCACUCAAAGUCUUUCUCAAAUAGGUGCUAGCUUGUUUUUCAAGAUAUUUCAUUUCACUAUCCUCCAUUUAUUCCAUAUUCCAGGAAAACUUGCUUAUUUGCCGUUUUUGAACAUCAAGUUCAAAAGUUCAAUAUCAAAUUGAAUUGAACCUGUCUAGGACUUCGUACAGUGUCAUUUCACUCUUGGAAAUCUUUCCUUCUUCACUUUUCACUUUUUUUUCUUGUUUAAGUUUCAGCUUGAGUUUUACUUUCUGUGAAAAGACAUUCUUAAUUCCCAUUUGUCCUUCCCUACAUUUGCAAAUUAUGUGAUUUUUAUAUGUUCAUAUAUUGAGAUCCUAAGGAAACUGUAAGGAUCUGGAGGAAAGAGACUGUAUUCAGUUUUAUAUUUGUAUCCUCCCCCCACCAAAAUUGCCUUGUCAUUUUUGGGGGCUUGUCUCUCAAGCUGCUUAGACACUUUGUGUUGGUUGUAUCUUCAUUUGAAAGGGGCAAGAAUGUAGUUAUAUGGGAGAGAAGAGAGGUCUCAUCUUUUAAGCUUAGCUGAUCUCUGCCAUUUUCUCUUCCACUCCUCUGCAUAAAAGAAAAAAUAUAAUAUUUGAAAACUGGGGAAUAUUGAAACUGAGGGCUGUUUGGUACUUACUAGGCAAAUAACCACCACACACUUUAUAAUCUAUUCUUUAGAAAUUAAAAUUGAGAAUAGCAUACCCACCAUAAGCAAGGCUGAAAUCUUUGAUAGAGGGACUCAAGUGACCUGGCCCAGGAAUACAAACCUAGAGAAAAAACUUCAGCAGAAAUUGUUAGAUAUGGUGAAGGAACCCAAAACUUUGGUUAGUAUAGCAUCAAGGGAGAAAGAAUAAAAGCUGAGGAACAAAAGAAUAGGCUUCUUAGUACUAUGCUAGAACAAGAAAUCAAUACUCCAUCUAGAGUUCUUAAUUUGAGAUCCACUAACAUGUAUUUGAAAAAUAUUUUUGUAUCUCAAUAUAUUUGGCUUCCUUAGGAAAGUCUCAGUAUUUUAUUUAAUGCUUUAAAAAUAUUAUUCUGUGUAGAGUUCCACAUGAUUUAAUGGAUUGAGAAGGGGCUGGAUGACACAAAAAAGAUUAAAGAAGAAAGUCAGAAAAACCAGUGAAGAGAUAUCCUGCUAGUCUCAGGGAACAGUUUCUGAGUUUUCCCAAGAGGACUAGAAAAGACCUCUACUCUUUAAAUCAAAAGAAAAUGGCCACUUUUUUUUUCUCGUUGAGGAAGAGAGAGCUAAAGAUUUCUAUUGAAUGAAUAACUGGAGGUGAUAAGUAGCAUCCAUCUGAGCAAUAUUAGGGUGAGACUGAGAUACCACAAGUAUGCCCCUCAAGUAGACCUCAUGGGAGCAGCUCAGUAACAUGACCAACUCUCUAGUCACACAUGUUCUUUGCAUGUGCUCCCAACCCUCCACAUUCUCUAUAUUUGUCCACUCUAAACUGUGCUGUAUAAAUUUGUAGCACCCCAGAUUUAUGCCAGAAAUGUUUUGUUGCUGUGUUUCUUAAUGUGUCACAUCAUGAAAUGUAUUUAAUUUUCAAUGAUUAUUUCUUUGGGUUGACUAUUAAAGUUAAACACUUUUAUGGGGCCCAUGAACCAUGCUAUUGAGAAACAGGCCCUCAGAGUUCCUUGAAACUAGAGAAUACUUUUUUUUUUCUUUUUGA